GUCAACCGCCUCAAGCUUUCCUCAGCGCCUGAUACGCCACUACUUCUCGACAUUCGAGUUUCACUUCUAUCAGACGAUAUAUUUCAUAUUUAAUCAUGCGUCCUUCAAGCCCUCUGUCUCUGACCUCGUCCAACCGCUCGACGCCUGAGGUGGAAGACACAAUGCAAGUCUUUGUCAAGAGCGUCACUGGCGAAACCAUCCCUCUUACUGUUCCUCAAGACGCUUCCGUAUCAACGCUCAAAUCUCUCCUCUCCUUGCGCACAUCUCUCCCGGCGUCAGAACUUCGUCUCGUCUUUGCAGGAAAGCACCUGAGCGACUCCAGCUCCACUCUUUCCGACUAUUCCAUCUCCCGCGAAAGCACACUGCACGUUGCUGUGCCCUUGAGGGGAGGCAAGCCGCCCAAGGUCUACUGCAAUUACAAGAACUGCAAGUCUUUGGCACCGCGGAUAGUGGGCGACUGCGGCUUCUGCAACGGCCACUUUUGCACAACGCAUCGCAUGUUAGAAAGCCACGACUGUUCCGGUUUGGAAGACUGCAAAAAACAAUCGCAUGAGCAGAAUGCAAACAAGCUAAAUUCGGAGCGAACAAUGGCUAUCAAAGGCAUCUGAUUUCGUCCGAAAGCGCCCUUUGCUGUUUUCUCUUUCCAAAUCUCUGGGAUCCCGUCCAAUUUCGCGAUCUUCUUCGACUGUAACAUAAUCUCCUUGCACCAUUUCACGAUAUCUCAAUUCGGCCGUCCUUUCAAUCUCCUGUUGGUUUAGCAAGCCUGUUUGUCCUCUCUA
Xylona heveae TC161 is the source of this 779-nucleotide messenger RNA. RefSeq names its product ubiquitin-like protein. Bases 96 to 608 code for a protein of 170 amino acids. Gene Ontology annotation, cellular component: nucleus; cytoplasm. The transcript has 3 exons. Gene Ontology annotation, biological process: protein ubiquitination; modification-dependent protein catabolic process. Lineage: Eukaryota; Fungi; Ascomycota; Xylonomycetes; Xylonales; Xylonaceae. Gene Ontology annotation, molecular function: protein tag activity; ubiquitin protein ligase binding; zinc ion binding. The record is from RefSeq and is a predicted model, not a curated record.